AAUACCAGAUGACAUUGGCAUCAAAGAAUAUUUUCACCUGGGAUUUAUUGGUCAUUUAUGAAGAUUACAGGAAAAUGUUACACAGAAAAGAUAUAACCCUGUUUAUAUAAAUUUAUAAUGGAAUUACUGUGAAAUAUUUCCUCUCACUGAGACAUUUUGCAAAAUGUCUCUUCUUCACCGUGUAGAAUGUGCACAACAUGAUUUUAAACUUUAAGAAAAUUUGAGAUUUCAAAGAAAUUUGCAACUUCUGGAAAUAUUGACUGAGCUCAUAACUGAUGAAAAUAUAGCAGAAGAAAUAUUUGUUAGGAAUAACCAUUUUAAACUAAAAAGAAAGAAAAUGAUAGAAAAUGAAUUGUGUGAGGAUAACAUUAAAUGUGAAGCAGAGUCUGAAAGGAUUGAGUCUAGAGAUGAGAGAGCAAUUGAUAUGGAACAAACAUCAUACCACUGUGAUAUCUGUAAAAAGUCAUUCUCUCAGAAAGAUAUCCUCACUGCUCACACAUGUAUUCAUGAAAGAGACAAGUCACAUCACUGUAAUCUCUGUGGUAAAUCAUUCUGUCAGAAAAUUACCUUAACUACUCACAAACGCACUCAUACAGGAGAGAAACCAUAUGUGUGUAUUGUCUGUGGUAAAUCAUUCCCUCAACUCGGGUGCUUAACUUAUCACUCACGCACUCACACAGGAGAGAAACCAUAUCACUGUAAUAUUUGUGGUAAAUCAUUCUCCCAAGCUGGUUCCUUAACUAAACACAAACGUACUCAUACUGGAGAGAAACCAUAUCAUUGUAACAUCAGUGAUAAGUCAUUCUCGGAUGGCAGUCACUUAACUAAACACAAAUGUGCUCAUACAGGAGAGAAGCCAUACCAUUGUAAUAUCUGUGGUAAAUCGUUCUCUUAUACUGAACCCUUAACUAAACACAUACGCACUCAUACAGGAGAAAAACCAUAUCACUGUGAUAUCUGUGGUAAAUCGUUCUCUCGAAAUCAUAGCUUAAGUACUCACAAACGUAUUCAUACAGGUGAAAAACCAUACCACUGUCACAUCUGUGGUAAAUCAUUUUCUGAAUCUUCUCACUUAACUAAACACAUACGCACUCAUACAGGAGAGAAACCAUAUAGUUGCGAUAUCUGUGGGAAAUCGUUUACUCAAAAUCAUAGGUUAACUACUCACAAACGUAUUCAUACAGGUGAAAAACCAUACCACUGUCACAUCUGUGGUAAAUCAUUUUCUGAAUCUUCUCCCUUAACUAAACACAUACGCACUCAUACAGGAGAGAAACCAUAUAGUUGCGAUAUCUGUGGGAAAUCGUUUACUCAAAGUCAUGGCUUAACUACUCACAAACGUUUUCAUACAGGUGAAAAACCAUAUCAUUGUGAUAUUUGUGGUAAAUCAUUGUCUCAAAAUCAUGCUUUAACUAGACACAAAUACAUUCAUACAGGAGAAAAGCCAUAUCACUGUGAUAUCUGUGGUAAAUCAUUUUCUCAAAAUGAACUCUUAACUAAACACAAACGUGUUCACACAGGAGAUAAACCAUUUCAUUGUGAUAUCUGUGGUAAAUCAUUCUCUGCAAAUGGUGACUUAACUGUUCACAAACGCAUUCAUACAGGAGAGAAACCAUAUCACUGUGAUACCUGUGGUAAAUCUUUCCAUACAAGUAGCCGCUUAACUGCUCACAAACGCACUCAUACAGGAGCGAAGCCAUAUCAUUGUGAUAUCUGUGGUAAAUCUUUCAUUGAAAGCGGUCAAUUAACUAGACACAGACGCUCUCAUACAGGAGAGAAGCCAUAUCCGUGUGAUAUCUGCGGUAGACCAUUUUCCUAUAGAAGUACCUUCAAUAAACACAGACGCAUUCAUACAGGAGAAAUGCCAUAAUAUUGCGAUGUCAGUCAUAAAUCAUUCUCGGAAAGCAAUUUCUUUACUAAACACAUGUUCAGAGAGAAGAGAAACCCUAUCAGUAGUAAAUGAUUCUCAGUACCAAGGGUGACAUGGUAGUAGAGCAGUGAUGUUAACAGGGCCAUAAAAGAGAAAAGAUGGGGUGGUGGCAAAGAAUCUUAUCAGAAGGCUAAAAGAGAGAUUAGACGUCAGGCCUGUCUAGCUAUGCGUAGAAGCAGAAAAGAAGUUUGCCACCAAAAUCCUACAGUGUGAUGAUGAGAAGCUUGAAGUGUUCCAGAUUGCCAAACUGUGUAAGUGAAAAUCGGAGAUAUUGUCAGAGAAGUAUGUGCGGAUGGAUAACGGUAUGCUUGCACUCAAUGAUGUGGACAAGAAAGGCAUGUAGAAGUUUCUAUGCAAGACUGUUGGGAUAAAGGGAGUCUCCCUCACAUUAGUCCAACAGAGGGACCAGCUAUCCUAGUGGACAGCAGUAUGGUAGGUAAGGCAAUUAAAAGCAUAAAAACUGUGAUUCAGAAUCACAGCUUGGAUGCUCAAAAUAUCCACUAAGGUUGGAUACAGGCUGGUCACCCUCAUAGUUAAUUGGGUCAUUCAAGAAGAUGUAAUACCUAGCGAUUAGUGUAGCAGCAUAAUUGUUAGCUGCUACAAGGUUAAGGGUGAUGUUUUUAGAUAGAAGUAGAUAUAGAGUCAUCAAACUCAUGGAUCAGGUGAUGAAAAUUAGAGAGUUAUAGCUCAAUUAAUUAGGAGCAGAAUUGGGCUAGAAAAUAUGCAAUUCAGCUUUGUCUGGAGAAGAAGCACUAGCGAUGCUAUUUUCAUAGGCAACUGCAAGAGAAGUACUUAUGCCUGGCAUUUGUUGACCUAGAGAAAGGCGCCUUUAAAUAGAGUGCCCUAUUGUGUAAUAUUGUGGGCUCUGAGGAGGCUAGGGAUAGACAAGUGGUUGGUGAAAGUUGUACAAAGACGCUGUCAGUAAGGUGAGAGUUAACGAGUACAGUGAAGAAUUUGGUGUACAGGUAGGCAUUCAUCAAGGCUUAGUCCUUAAUCCCCUCAUUUUCAUCAUUGUCCUCUAGGCCAUAACAGAAAAAUUCAAGACUGGCAACCCCUGGGAACUACUAUAUGCUAAUGAUCUUACCCUCUUAGCGGAUUCCAUAUCAGAGCUCGACAAAAAAUUCCAGAUGUGGAAGCAAAACUUGGAAUCUAAGGACCUUAAGGUUAACUUAGCAAACACUAAAAUCCUUGUAAGCAAGAAAACUGACAGAACCCUGCCCCACUCAGGUAGGUGGCUUUGUUCAAUUUGUAGGGAAAAUGUGGGCAGGAACUCCAUACAGUGUACCCAGUGCAAGCUAUGGACAAGAGUAGCAGCAGGUUAAUUGGAAGGUUAUCAGAGAAGAUAGUUUUCGUAUGUGGAAGAUGCACGUAUCCUUAAAAACUUCAGAUGAUUCAAGAAAUUAAUUCUCGCAAAUGCCCUGGUGGCUCAUUUGAGGUGGUAGAUAAUUUCUGCUACCUAGGGGACCAAAUUAGUAGUGGGAGGAGGAUGUAACUAGAAUAAAAAUAGGAUGGAGAGCUGUUGGCCACAAAAGGUUUCUCUGAGUGAAAGGAAGACUGUAUGAAUCGUGUAUAUGGACAGCAAUUCUGAAUGGUAGUGAGAUGCAGAGGAUAUGUGAAGGUUAGAAAGGAAUAAGGCUAGUAUGUUCUGCUACAUGUAUAAUGUAAGUGCACAUGUUCAACAGAGUGCCAGUGUUCUGAGAGAAGUUAGGCAUAAGAGGAAUUGGUUGUUGUGUGUUAGAGAGAAGACUGAGCUGGUUUGGUCAUAUGAUGCAGAUGGCUGCUUACAGCUCCAUAAAGAAGUACCGAUCUUUCAAAGUAGAUGGAACACAUGAAAGAUGGGAUGAAUUACUGAAGAACGACCUCAGGAAGCUGAACAUUUCAGGUGAGAUGACAAAGGACCAAGAUACCUGGUGGUACUCAAGAAGAUCCAUAUCCUGCACCAGACGUGUUAACACCGAUCCUUCUGGUUGUGUAAAGCACCCAUAACGAUACCAUGUAAAUGCAUCCAACAUACUCUGUAAAGUAGUUGGUGUUAGGAAGGGCGUCCAUCUGUAGAGACCAUGCCAAAUGAGACUGGUGUCUGGUGUAGCUCCCCUGGCUUACCAGCUCUGGUCACACUGUCCAAUCCAUGGUAACAGGCAAUGAAUGUUAUGAUGAUGCGACGUUAACUAUAGACACAUUCAUACAGGUGAGAAACCAUAUCUUUAUAAUAUUUGAGAGAAAUACAUUAAGACACAAAUGCAUUCAUAUAGGAAAGAAGCCAUAUCACUGUGAUAUUUGAGGCAAAUAGCUUAAGAUAUAAAUGCAUUUACACAAGAGAAAAGCUCUGAUAUCUGUCAUAAAUCAUUUUCUCAAAAAUUCUGUUAAGUAUUCAUAUUUGUAAUCGAACAGUAACCGUAGCAAUGGCAAAAGUCAUUUAAUGAAAAAAUAUACAACAAUAAAAUGUUCUCACAGAAAAUAAAAAUAGUGUUUUUACCACCUCCUAACACUUUAUUUUAUAUAACCACAUUGGAGCCUGGUGUAGCCAUCUGGUUGCACCAGUCCUCAGUCAAAUCGUCCAACCCAUGCUAGCAUGGAAAGUGGACGUUAAACAUUUCUUCAGCUGAGUGGAUUAGAACAAUGUGAAGUGUUUUUGCUCAUGAACACAAAACAUCACCUGGUCUUACAAGGACCAUUGGACAAAUUACUGCAUGUGUAGAGGGCAGUAGAUUAAGAGGCAGGCAAAGAAUGUGUGGCUGGACAAUAUCUUAAGCUGGUAGGACAUGAGUGGAAAGGCAGUUGGAGAGUCCGGACUUAACCAGGAAGACUUUUGUUACAGUGUCACCAAUGCACUAUGGGUGUAUAAUACAUGACAUGAUGGCAAAUGUCAUGUGGGCAGUAUAAUUUGUAAAUUAUCAUCGUUUUAAUAUCCAUUCUCCUUGCUGGUAUGGGUUGGACAUGUCAAACACCCAUGCCAGCAGGUAUAGUGUCAAGCAGUAUAUUUGUUGUCAUAGGUGCAGGCGUGGCUGUGUGGUAAGAAGCUUGCUUCCCGUCCACUUUGUUCUGGGUUCAGUCCCACUGCAUGGCGCCUUGAGCAAGUAUCUUUUACUAUAGCUUUGGGCCAACCUUGUGUGUGGAUUUGGUAGACAGACACUGAAAGAAUCCCAUUGUAUAUAUAUAUAUGUGUACAUGUAUUUAUGCGUGUGUGUACAUGUCUGUUUUUGUCCCAUCCCACCCCACCAUAGCUUGACAACUGACGUUGGUGUGUUUAUGUCCUUAUAACUUAGCAGUUCAGCAAAAGAGACUGAUAGAAUAAGUCCUGAGGGUCAAUCUCUUUGACUAAAAAACCCUUUAAGGCAGUGCUCCAUGGCUGCAGGCAAAUGACUGAAACAAGUAAAAGAGUCUGAACUUUAAAUCACUAAAUCUUGAGUUCUGUUCUCAUCACUGAAUAUUCUUAAUAUUUACAGGGAUUAGAUCUAACUGAGCUUAUUUAUUUUGACAAUGAAAUACUAGAAAUAAGAAGUUAUCAUGCAGUAGGAUAACUUUGUACAUGACAAAGAUGGUGGUUAUAUAGUGAACAUGUGAUGUAGACAGUUGAUAAGUAAUGAAAUAAGAGUCAGUCAAAAGAAAAUAUUUCCCAAUCAUUGAUACUUACUGUAUUAUAAGGUACUGGUAUUGGCACUUCGUUGCUUACGACGUCAAGGGUUCUAGUUGAUCCGAUCAAUGGAACAGCCUGCUCGUGAAAUUAACGUGCAAGUGGCUGAGCACUCAACAGACACGUGUACCCUUAACGUAGUUCUCGGGGAUAUUCAGUGUGACACAGAGUGACAAGGCUAACCCUUUGAAUUACAGGCACAACAGAAACAGGAAGUAAGACUGAGAGAAAGUCGUGGUGAAAGAGUACAGCAGGGUUUGCCACCAUCCCCUGCCGGAGCCUCGUGGAGCUUUUUGGUGUUUUCGCUCAAUAAACACUCACAACGCCCGGUCUGGGAAUCGAAACCGCAAUCCUAUGACUGAGAGUCCGCUGCCCUAACCACUGAGACAUUGUGCCUCCACACUGUAUUAUAAGGUAUUGGUGUAUCUCAAGCGACAUAGUUGUGGUCUAGUACAGAGAGAUAACAGGGUAACACCAUUAGUAGGAUGGUGACAAGGGGUGCUACGCUAAGAGAAGUAAAGCUAAGUUAGGAGGAAUGAACAGGUAGAUGGAAGUGAUACUUGAGAAGUUAGCAAUUUGCAAUGGGGAAACCAAAAGCUAAGAACGCAAGAUGACAGAAUUGAACAAUGAAAAAUGUAGAAAGAUGACAAAAUGAAAUAUUAAAAGAUGACAUGAAGCUGAGGUAGUGUGAAAGGUUUUAACAGAUUAUGUGAACAAUGAGGAGUUUCUUGGAAAUCUUCAUCUGAAAAUCCCAGAUUUUCUUCAAAUUUUCAAAAGUCUAAAAAGUCUGAUGGUUUUUUGAGAGUUUGAUAGACAAGAUAGAUAGACAGACAGAUAGGCAGGCAGGCAGAGAGAGAGAGGGAUAGAUGGAUAGGUAGACAUAUACUUACUGUAUUAUAAAUCCUACAUUUGUGAUAAUUUAUUUAUAUCUAGAAUAAACAACAUGACAAAUUAAGCUGCAAGUAAGGUAUUGAAAUGUUUCAAAUAGUAAAACUGAAUUGCUACAAAUUUUAUUAUAAUGUUUGUAGGAAAAGUUGGUUUUAUACGAAAGGUAAUUUUCAAAAUAUCUACAAAUGCAAUGAACAACUUGUCUCAUCCACUGACAAGCUUUGAAAACAUUUCAAAGAAAUAUAGUGCAUAUCUACACUUAAGAGCAGGAAAUUGGAAUUUCAUUUUUAAUCACUUGAGAAUGGAACAAAUAUUUUCAUGUUCGGUUGUGAUUACAUGAAUUAUUUUUGAAUAUUACACUGGCUGUGUCGUAAGAAGUUUGCUUCUCAACCACAUGGUUCCAGGUUCUGUCCCACUGCGUGGCACCUUGGGUAAGUGUCUUCUACUAUAGCUUCAGGUUAACCAAAGCCUUGUGAGUAGAUUUGAUAGAUGGAAACUGAAAGAAGCCCAUUGUGUGUUUGUGUUUGACAUGCCACCACCACCACCACAACUUGACAACUGGUGUUGGUGUGUUUAUGUCCCUGAAACCUAGCAGUUCAACAAAAGAGACCAAUAAAACAAGUACUGAGGUCAAUACAUUUGACAGAAUAAUCCGAAUGCUAAAGGGUUAAAUACCUCAUACAGAGUGGGAAAUCAUUCUUUUCAGUUGAAUUUAUGCUUUACAGACUUCAUUCUUCCCUAAAGUAAGGUCAAUAAAACAAGAAAACAUACUGUCAGAAGGAAAAAAAAUCAUUCAAAAUGUCUACCAUGUGGAGUAAUAAAUGUGAUUUUGUUGAGUAUUUUUUAAUGAAUUUAAUAUAGGUGCAGGUAUGGCUGUGUGGUAAGAGGCUUGCUUCCCAACCGCAUGGUUCUGGUUUCAGUUCUAUUAUGUGGCACCUUGGGCAAGUGUCUUUUACUAUAUCCUCAGGCAGACUAAAGCUUUGUGAGUGGAUUUAUUAUUUCUAAAUUCUUCCUUCUUUCCCUGCUAUGAGUAGACAACACUUCUAGAGACAGGCAUCAAUUUAAUUUAUUAGCUUCGCAUAUUUUGGCAGCUGUUCACACAAUCCUCUAGACAAUGUUGAUGAUGAAUGUAAUCUAUUCUUUUAAUUGCUUCAGUCAUUUGACUGCAGCCAUGCUGGAGCACUGCCUGAAAGGGUUUUAGUUGAAGAAAUCAACUCCAAGACCUAUUCUUUUUGUAAGCCUAGUACUUAUUCUAUUGGUCUCUUUUAGUGAACCACUAAG
Messenger RNA from Octopus bimaculoides (California two-spot octopus), 7733 nucleotides. RefSeq lists its product as uncharacterized. The record is from RefSeq and is a predicted model, not a curated record. Lineage: Eukaryota; Metazoa; Mollusca; Cephalopoda; Octopoda; Octopodidae.